This is a messenger RNA of Fonsecaea erecta, 1566 nucleotides long. RefSeq lists its product as hypothetical. The transcript has 6 exons. Gene Ontology annotation, molecular function: carbohydrate:proton symporter activity. Gene Ontology annotation, cellular component: membrane. Gene Ontology annotation, biological process: carbohydrate transport; transmembrane transport. Lineage: Eukaryota; Fungi; Ascomycota; Eurotiomycetes; Chaetothyriales; Herpotrichiellaceae. The coding region runs from base 1 to 1566 and encodes 521 amino acids. The record is from RefSeq and is a predicted model, not a curated record.
AUGGACAAGGACAUUGAGAUCAGAAAAGAGCCUGCGGGCCUCAUUGCCACCGCGUCUAUUGACGACAUCAACGCCGAAGCACGCACAGCCACCGACGAAGAACAUGGGCAUUCUUUUUGGGAGGCCGUGAGGCUGUACCCCGCAGCUGUCGGCUGGUCUCUCUUCUUCUCGCUGGGUGUUAUCAUGUGUGCCUUUGAUCCACAACUUCUGGGUCAAUUGUAUGCGACGCCAGCAUUUCAGCGUGACUUCGGUUAUCUCUACAACGGAAGCUAUAUUGUCUCAGCUCCAUGGCAGACCGGUCUGAGCAUGGGCUCGCCCAUCGGUCAAGUCGUUGGCGCCUUUUUCGCGGCCUACCCGAUGGAGUGGUUCGGCCGGAAAAAGACCUUUGGAGCAUGUGUUAUCCUCACCACCGGUUUUGUCUUUAUCCAGUUUUUUGCGAGAUCGCUUCCUGUCCUUCUCGUUGGUGAAUUGCUCGGGGGGCUGGUCCUGGGAAGCUACGCCGUGAUCGCCCCGGCGUACGCCUCAGAGGUGUGCCCUUUGGCCCUGAGAGGUGUCUUGACAUCCUGUACGAACAUCUGCUUCGUGACCGGCCAGCUGAUCGCAAAUGGUGUCAUUGCUGGAACCCAUGUACUUGACAGCCACUGGGCUUACAGUGCGCCCUUUGCCAUCCAGUGGCUCUGGCCACUGGUGAUUCUGAUUGGUCUGCCGUUUGCUCCUGAAAGCCCAUGGUGGCUGCAAAGACAAGGACGGUUCGAGGAUGCCGAAAAGGCUCUCAAGCGACUGGCUUCGCCAAAGGUCGAUGUGCGACCUACACUGGCCAUGAUUAUGGAGACGGAUCGAUUGGAAAGGGAAAUUGAGGCGGGCUCCACUUAUCGGGAUUGUUUCAAAAAGAUCAACAUCCGCCGAACAGAGGUUGCCGUUGGGGUUUACACCAUCCAAGUCCUUUCGGGGAUCUACCUUGUCGGCUAUGCCACUUACUUCUUCACCCUUGCUGGCCUACCCUCCGACCAAGCAUUCAACAUGGGCGUUGGCUUCCUUGCGAUCGGCUUCGUGGGCACUUGUCUCUCCUGGAUACUGCUGAUCUACUUUGGCCGGCGCACCAUCUACAACACGGGCCUGGCGCUCCUCGCCGUCCUCCAGAUCAUCAUCGGCAUCCUCGACUGCGCCCCCAACUACGACAACAGGCCCUCCAUCUCGUGGGCUCAGAGCGUCCUGAUGUUGAUCUGGAACUUCAUCUACGACCUGUCCAUCGGCCCCGUGUGCUUCGUCCUGCUAUGCGAAGUGUCGGCCACUCGUGUCCGCGGGAAGACCAUAGCCAUCGCCACCGCGGUCCAGGCCACGGCCGGUAUCGUCAUGACCGUCGCCAUUCCCUACAUGAUCAACCCCGACCAGGCGGACAUGCGUGGAAAGCUUGGCUUCUUCUUUGGCGGACUAGCCCUGUUGUGCCUGACUUGGUCAUACUUUCGAGUUCCUGAAUUGAAAGGGAGAACGUACCAAGAAGUCGACAUUAUGUUCGAGCGCAACCUCAAGACCAGGGACUUCAAGCACUACGUGGUCACGGGUUGA